Molecule: messenger RNA, 528 nt
Organism: Hevea brasiliensis (rubber tree)
Lineage: Eukaryota; Viridiplantae; Streptophyta; Magnoliopsida; Malpighiales; Euphorbiaceae
Exons: 3
Coding region: 200-361 (53 amino acids)
Source: RefSeq, a predicted model, not a curated record
AAAAAAAACGCACCGUUUUACGCUUUAAGGGUAAUGGCCUUUUCACAGCCCGGCUUCUGGUCCAAGUAGAAUCGCAUGAAAAUAUUGAAAAACCAGAAGCGAGAAAAUCCCCGCUCAUCGAGAAUUUUUGCGAUCUAAUCUGUUAAGGGUUUUCACUUUUCAUCUGGAGGCAUCGGCAUCAGAUCUUUCAGCCAGUUAAAUGGCGCCACCUCCAGGUCCUUACUCCGGCAUCAGCACUCUUGCUUUGGUGGCUCGAGCAUCAGCAUUCAGUUUAGGUCUGGUUUAUGGAAGUGUGAAGCUGAAGAUUCUCAAGAUGAAGACAAAGUCGCAUAAGAAGUCUGAAGCUAAGACACAUCACUGAGUUGCGGAUCUGCUGGUCUUGGGUUGAAAUAAAAAGUUUGAGUAUUUUGAAUCGUUCCUAUCAUUUUAAUCCUUUGCAAAGAUGGUGCUUGAUUCAGAGUAUUGUGAACAUUUUGAAUUUUGUUUCAUCUUCAGAAUCAUUAGAAUGGUAGAUUUGAGAAUUUAAUA